AUGACACGCGUGUAUCUCGAUUAUAAUGCUACGACGCCUGUGGAGCCCGCCGUAAUGCAGGCAUUACUGCCAUAUUUUGGUCCACAAUUUGGCAAUGCGUCUUCAACUUAUGCACUUGGACAAAACGCUAAGAAAGCGGUGGAGAUGGCACGUACCCAAGUGGCAUCAAUGUUGGGCGCCUCUGACUCGAAUGAAAUUGUCUUUCUUUCAGGUGGUACCGAGUCAAUUAAUUAUGCAAUCAAAGGGUCAGCACUUGCAGCAAAACGUACGAGUGGACGUAACCACAUUGUCACGUCUAGCGUCGAGCAUGUGGCGGUGCUGGAGACGUGUAAAUGGUUGGAGACACAGGGAUUCCAAGUCACAUACCUGCCUGUAAAUAAUUUUGGCUGUGUCCGGGUACAAGAUGUACUGGAUGCACUUACCGUACAGACGUGUGUGGUGUCCAUUAUGCUUGCUAACAAUGAAGUUGGAUCGUUGCAGCCAGUUGCAGCAAUUUCUCGAGCAGUGCGACAAUUCGUCGAGGACGAGGAGAAUCGGCUACCUAUUGUCGUGCAUACAGACGCCAGUCAAGCGAUUGGUAAAUGA
Messenger RNA from Peronospora farinosa, 585 nucleotides. The record is from the annotation of a GenBank genome assembly. NCBI's taxonomy places the organism in Eukaryota, Oomycota, Peronosporomycetes, Peronosporales, Peronosporaceae.